Messenger RNA from Cyprinodon tularosa, 6742 nucleotides. RefSeq names its product centrosomal protein 170Ab (gene cep170ab). Gene Ontology annotation, molecular function: protein binding. The transcript is spliced from 19 exons. NCBI's taxonomy places the organism in Eukaryota, Metazoa, Chordata, Actinopteri, Cyprinodontiformes, Cyprinodontidae. The record is from RefSeq and is a predicted model, not a curated record. The coding region runs from base 170 to 4279 and encodes 1369 amino acids. Gene Ontology annotation, cellular component: centriole.
CGAGAGGCAAAGACGCAGAAGCGCUGAAGGAGCAGGGCUGGGCAGUGGGUUUGCGCUCAUCAGAAACCCUCCUCAUACAUCUAUUGUAUAUCUGUCGGAUGCUGCGUGUCCAUUAUACAGCUGUACGCAUGAUGCACUAAGGGUCAAAGGGUGACCUUCUGAGGCAGAUAUGAGUCUGACAUCCUGGUUUUUGGUGAGCAGCAGUGGGACCCGCCAUCGUCUUCCCCGGGAGAUGAUCUUUGUGGGGCGGGAUGAUUGUGAGCUCAUGUUGCAGUCCCGCAGCGUGGACAAACAGCAUGCAGUCAUCAACUAUGAGACAAACACAGAUGAACAUAAAGUGAAGGACUUGGGCAGCUUAAACGGGACUUUUGUCAAUGACGUCAGGAUACAAGAGCAAGUUUAUGUCACACUAAAAACUGAUGACAAACUUAGAUUUGGAUACGAUACCAACCUUUUCACCGUGGUUCAAGGAGAGCUACGUAUUCCUGAGGAGGCCCUCAAGCAUGAGAAACUGAGUAGCCAACUUCAGAUGAUCCAGAGGAAACCUGCUGAGCCAGAAUCACCCAAAUGUGGGGUGAAGCCUUUAGACGCAGCUGAGGCAUCAGGUUCGGAUGGGGCCACCGCCAAACCACCAGAGUCCAGCAGGUCAGAGGAUAAGUCAAUAGGAGACACAGCAGUUUUACACAGAGGCACUCCCCUUUACGGGCAGCCUGCUUGGUGGGGAGAUGGAGCCACCGAUAAUCAACAUUCUGGAAAACCUGAAGAAAAGACCUCUGACAAGAAGAAAGAGAAGUCAGAAAUAGACACAAAGAAAAGUACAGAGAUUCUAAAGUCUUCCUCUCAAUCAGCUUCUAAUCAAGAACCUAGUUACUUUGAAAUCCCAACUAAGGAUGCUCCCACAGCAUCUAAAACAAGCAGUGAACUUCCUUCACAAGAACAAGGAACCAACGCGUCUCUUGCUGCCUUGGAACCCAUCCACGGUCAUGCCUCAUUCACCAUUGAGUUUGAUCCAGGGGCAUCAGGUAAAGUGAUGGUCAAGGAUCGAGUAGCAAAGGUGGGAGGAGAGACACGCCCCCGACCAAAAAGGGCCCCUGGGGAGGAGCUGAGUCCCCUUCAGACAGCUAUGGUGGCAGCGGAGGUUAAAGUUGCAGACUGGCUAGCUCAGAAUGAGCUUCCUUUGCCUCUGAAAGAGACAGCAGCAGAUGAUGAUGGAGAGAGUGCAAAGAGUGAUGUUCCUGUACAUCUUAGGAGUCUUAAAGGCAGUAAACAUGAGGAUGGCACUCAAAGUGACUCAGAGAAUGCUCAUGGAGAGAAGCGCAGGGCUACAGCAGUUGAGGAGCGCUCAUGGGGGCUUUGGGGCAGUGCUGGCUUUAAAGAAGGUCGCGCAAAUGUACCAGAGGGCCUGUUUGCAGAAGAGGACAGUCCUGCACGGCGUUGCAAGUCUUCAACUUCCAAAAGGCAAAGUGGGUUGGCGGAGAGGCGACGUGGCUCAGCACCACAUCACCAGAGUGGCCGGGACGAGUGUUAUGGACAUAGAGAUGAAUAUAGUGACAGAGGAACUUACGUCAUUGAGCUGGAGAAUGGGAACUAUGAAGAGAAAGAGGCUCGGAAAUUGAUUGACAAGGUGUUUGGUUUGGAUGACCAGCAUAUUUCUAGGCUGGGAGGAACUGACCAAAGAGAGCGACUGUCUUCCCAGAGGUCUGGUUCAAGAGACAGAGAAAAGACUGGACGUCUAGAGGCAGAGAUCUUGUCUGAAGAUUUGAUGGUGGGUGGUCCUCGCUGGGUGUCACAGUGGGCCACUCUUGCUGCAAGCCACAUUCGUACAGACCCUGAAGGGUCAGGAGGGGACAGUCACACCAUGGUCUCAGAGAGCAGAGAAUCCAGCCACAUAGCCUCUUCACACAAAGAACGUAAAAGAAGAACCUUACCCCAACUACCUGAUGAAGAGCUUGCUUUGGGAAGAAGGUCCCCCGGUGGGUGUCUGCACACAGAUACGGGUGAAAAGCAGGACACAGAGCUUCAGGAGAAAGAGAACCCAGAGGAAAGGUCGUCAAGAGGAAGAAUCCAUAGUGGUCAAGGCAUCGAGGGUGUCGGCAGCCCCAGUCGAUCUUCUCCAGCCAAAUCACAGGACAGUGGUGGUGGUAAAUCAAGUCAGUCAGGUGUCCUGAUAAAGCUCCCUCCAUGUCCAAUUACCAGUGGACAGAAGAGACUGGAGGAGUCACGGAGGAGAAAAAAAGAGGAGGAGAAGGCUAGGGAUAGCACUGGGAAACCAUUGCUGAGGCAGGAGAGCUUCACUGUGGAGAAACCAAGCACCAGCAUACCAAUAGAACUCAUCCCACGUAUUGAUGCCUAUACAGGUACCAAAAAUCAUAGUACAGCAGGGGGCGUAGAUAAUGUUGCACUUCAAAAAGACUCAGAAGCUGUGGCCGCUUUUCUAGAGAGCACUGUGUCAGACCAAGGCGACCCCCCCAGUCAAUCUAUUGAAGGUUCCAUGUCUCCAGAAUCAGAUGUUGAUACAACAAGCACGAUUAGCCAAGCCGAUGGUGUCAGAAAAGUAGUUCAGAAACGCCGUAUCCUAGCAGGGCAGCAGAAGGAAAGGACAGUAUUAUGCACCUCUAACAAAGGCCCUGCUGGAAGCCGAGCACCUCAAGAAAGGAGGGGGAAGAGCAAAACAUCUGGCCCUCAACAGCCAAGUCACCCCUCUACUUCCCUGGACCUCACUGAUGAUGAUAUCAACUCAAACUCUGUCCUCUCUGACACACAAGAAUCAAAGGUCUCAAACCAUAGAUCCCAAACAGUUGGGGCCAGCACCAAGUCCAGCCGGGCUAAGGUUACGCAGGCUUUAGUUCCCUCUGCUCAAAGCAAAAGCAGUAAUGCUCCCAAGCCAAGACCUACUCGGACAUCCCUUUUGAGGCGAGCUCGGCUGGGAGAUUCCUCAGAUACCGAACCUGCUGAUAUUGACAGGAUGUCAGUAGCUUCUGAGGCAUCCACUGCCAGCUCCACAUCAAGGACAGGGAUUGCAAGAAGGGGAAUGUCUAGAAUAGAGGCUCUAGCACAGCCAAGGAGACCUAGAGUUGGGUCUCCGUCUGCCCAGAGCGACUCAGAAGCAACUGUGGCAAAAAGCAGAGGACUGGCUGCUCGAAGUACGGCAGGCGAAUAUGCACUCCGGCAAGGAUUGAGAGGUUCAAAUGUAGGCUCACUGUCCGGACCUCGAGCCAGAGCUAAUAGUGCUUCCAAGCUGCCUGAUAAAACUAAAGGAACUUCAUCAUAUGGGCAUAUCACACCUUCAUCUGGAACUCGGUGGCGCCGUGUUCCUGUAGAGUAUGCGUCCACCUCAGAGGAUGAGUAUGGCUCAAAUCGCCACACAUCUAAACAGGGGCAAACGAGGCCGUUCCCUUCAACCAGAGUGGCCCAGUUAGGAGGAUCAGCUCCAGCUACACCCAACCCUGCAGGUCUGGCCAGCUUGAAGCAAAAUUCCAGGGAGCAGGAUGACUACAUGAGAGACUGGACAGCACACAGUGAAGAAAUAGCCAGGAUCAGCCAGGAUUUAGCUAAAGAUUUAGCCAUGCUGGCCCAAGAGAUUCAUGAUGUGGCUGGAGAGAUUGACUCAGUCAGCCCUGCAGCUACUGACCCUGGAGCUCUGCUAAAGGAGUCUGUAUUUAAUGAUGUUGUGGAUCUGGGAGGUCCCACUGCAGAGCAGAGUGGGAUUCUGGGAGCUGAUGGGCAAGCUGUGGAGCUCCGACAACGCAGUUCAAAUGAACAGAGCUCUCGCUCUAUCCGGCGGCAAACAUGGAAUAGAGAUGAUCUGUAUUUUGACAAUGUGCUGCUCACUUCUGUGACUCAACUCUCGACCAGAAUACGGCAGUCUGUGGACAAAACUGCCUGUAAAGUCAGGAUCCUCUUCAAGGAUAAGGAACGGAAAUGGGACGAGAUUGAGACCAAACUGCAGGCAGAACAUGACUCCUUAGUUCUCAAAAGCUCCAACAAGGAGAUUUCAACAGUUAUUCAAGACCUGAAAAGAGUGGAAAGGCAACUUUCAGUUAUCGACAUGAUGGUGGACCCAGAUGGCACCCUGGACGCUCUUUCCAGCAUGGGUCUGACAAGUCCUGUAAGUGACCCGAAGACCAGUCCUGGUGCUCAGCAGGGGGCACCAUUAUCACAUACGGGAGCCCAGAUAUCCAGCAAACUGUCAGCAGCCAAGGUUGAAGAAUUUUCUGGUGAGCCAUGUGGAUCAUCCAAGCAUGCAGAAGAGACAAAGAACCCUCAUAAGGGUGUUUGAUCCUUAAUAAAAUAAUAUCCAAUCAUUCUUUUUAAUGUAAGAACUGACAGGAAGUCCUUGGAAAGGACACUGGUGUCGGGUCUAGUCAUUUUUUUGUUAGUUUUUCUUUUCUAAGGGAAAGUAUUGGAAGGUGAAUGAAACUUUAUCAUAGUAAAGUUCGUUGACCCUGUUGUCAGCUCCUUUGCGGUCUGUCCGAAGGAAAUACGUUAAGAGGAGACUAGAGUAUUUACCAUGAACCAUGUUUUUCUGUUGCAGCCAAUUUUUACCGAGAUAUUCUUCAAGACAAAAAUCAAAACUAUUGAUGCGGUUUAAAGGUUUUUUACUCUCAAAUCCCUGUUAAAGGCAUAUAAGUCUAUAAACAAACAAAGUAAAGCAGAGAGAAAAUUCUUAUUUAAAGGGCAUUUAACAUCCAUUUUAUAGCUUUUCCUUUUCAAUUCAGUCAUGACCAAAACAAAAGUAAUAAUAUAAAGAAAAGCAUAAGAAAAAUGCAAUAAUAGCUAGCAUUUUUUUGACAUUAAUGAUUCAAUUGUCAACCUUGCAAAUCAGUGCAUAACACCAUUUCCAUCCAAGACAAAAUUUGUGUUCCUAAUAUCUUGAUCUAAAGUAAAGACCUAUUAUAAAGAUCUGGAUUCUAAUGAAUUUAAUUUGGGAUCUCUACACCUAACAUGUAAGCAAUCUGCAGAGGGAAUUAAAAAAAAGUGUUAAAGAGCUAAAGUGCCGGAUGACAUGCUGGAAAAAACAUUUUGAUUUAAAAUAAUUUAGUUAUGGUAGCAUUCAGGGCUGCUUAAGUAACUGGAUUUCUAAGCAUAUCCUUAUUCUAACAAAGGUGCUGGUUCUCCCAUAAACUAUGUUACAACAAUAAACCACUUUCUAAUGAACUUUUUUUUAUUUAAUCAAUCAGUUUAUGCUUUACUUAGAAUUCUGUUUUUACCAAAGAGAUUGAUUUAACUUUCUUUUGUGAUCAAUUAAUUAUGCUCCAACUAAAUUGAAUAAAACUUGAAAUACUUAGAAGUUAUCAGAUGGCACUUGCAGUCAAAAGCCCUUCUCUUUGCUUAGGUACAAAAGAAAAAAUCUAACUUCAUAAAUGUAUUUCAUUUGCAAUCAAAGGCAAGAAAAUGUGAAAAAACAGAUAAGUCACUGAAAACAGCCCCAACAACUGUUAUUAUUUAAUGUGAUCUGCAGCCAAUAGUAGAUGUUGAGAAAAAUGCUGUAAAAGUCAUAACUUUUAUAUCUGAUACAUGUAAUGCUCAAAAGGAGCUUCAGUGGUGUAGGUGGUAACAUGUAUUUCCAUUAGAAAGGUUGUUUACAUCAAUAAACAGUUUAUUCCCCAAUGUUAAAUUAAAUUAUAUCAAGAAAUUAGCAUCCAGAUUACAGGUUAUCAUCCACAUGCAAUAUUCCCUUGCUGUUUUAAAUGACCUUUUUUGCUGUCAAAAACAAUCCAAUUAAAAUAAAAUAAAUUAUUUGGAUGUUUUUAUUAUUUUAUGUUUUAUGCCCUCCAUGUUUUUCUAUAUUUUACAGCUCCAAGACGUGAAGAUAUUUGCCCUUAAAAGAGGAUAAAUUUUAUCAUAAUAGAAACCAAAAGGAAAUGGUGUAAAAUAAGUGUCCUUCCUUUCUGCCAUAGAGCUUAUUUAAAUAAAUAUUAAGCCUGUUUCCCUUUUUUCCUGUUUAUUAGUUUUUUUUUUGUCAAUUUCCAAUCACAAAUCUCCAAAACAAUAUCCUGAAAGGAAAUAAACUGGCAAUGCAAGAUAUCUAAAGUUUAAAUCUCUAUCCAUUCUUUGUGUUGAAGUCCUUAAAGUUAAGUGUACUUUUGAACAGAACUCGGUUGUUAUUAGAAACUAUAAAGUGAAAUGUAGCUCAAGUAGUCAAUUUUUCUCUUGCAAACUUUUGUCACAAGUGCCCUAGACAAAACAAUCAUUUAAGAGAGAACAAAGACAGAGGAGAGAAGGAAGUGGACUUUGUGUCCUUGCACACUAUAAGUACUGAUUAACUUGUACAUUUGUAUUAAUCUUUGCGGGACCAAGGCAUAAUGUUCCUAAAUGACACACACUUAUCAUGUUUAUGAUGUUUACCAAAAGCAGGGUUAAAAACCAGCUAUCAGGACAUGAAAGUUCUCACAGACUGACUGCAGACACAAUAUUGUGUUGGAACCAACAGGGACUACCUCUGAGUCCUGCAUUUUACUACUAAUAAUGCAACCAAGCUGUUAUGUCUUGCCUGAUACCAAUGUUUACACUUGAAUGUACCCUGAUAAGAACUGCUGUAAAAAACUUUAGCAAAAUGACUUUAUUAGAGAGGAAUAACAGUGUGCUCAGCACACUUCCUCUAUAAUUCUGCUAAUUUGUUUGAAGAUAUUUCUUUUUUAGAUGUUUGUAUGUCUUUUUUUUCAUGUUGUUUGCUUAAAUGUUGACCUUACAAUAAAUGUCUUGUUUGUCUCAUUUACAAUAAAAUGCAUGAUCAUCUUGA